This is a messenger RNA of Salarias fasciatus (jewelled blenny), 2075 nucleotides long. Its product is annotated as dual specificity protein kinase CLK4-like. The transcript is spliced from 13 exons. Bases 155 to 1681 code for a protein of 508 amino acids. The record is from RefSeq and is a predicted model, not a curated record. Lineage: Eukaryota; Metazoa; Chordata; Actinopteri; Blenniiformes; Blenniidae. Gene Ontology annotation, cellular component: nucleus. Gene Ontology annotation, biological process: peptidyl-tyrosine phosphorylation; regulation of RNA splicing. Gene Ontology annotation, molecular function: protein serine/threonine kinase activity; protein tyrosine kinase activity; ATP binding.
GUCGUGAUCACGUUUGGAACGUUGCAUAAGAAUAUUCCAGACGUCGCCAUCUUUGUAGACGACAGGACGGACUCGGGUUUCAAGUAUUUUUGAACACAACUUUGCUAAAAACCAGCGAAAUCUCACUUUUGAGACUCACAGGUGUUGUCUGAAGAUGCGUCACCUGAAGCGACUGCGUUCCCCCGGGAUGUGGUUGGAUGAGUACUCCUGGGAGGAGAGAAUGGCAUUUGUUAAGAGGAGGAAAUGCGACUCUCACAGCAGUGAGAGAGAAAACAGAUCCAGAAGAACUGAGCGCCGUUAUAAAACGUAUGAAGGGCAUUACCUGGAGCCCCGUAGUCAGAACCAGAGGCUGGAUUUCCACGACGCUUACAUCUAUGACCACGAUUUCGACAUGGUUUGUGAUGAGAACAGUCGGGAAGACCUCUGCAGAAACGCAGAUCUUGACUGGCACCACUACAGCAAGUCGUCUGGGCGCAGUGGUCGCAGUGCGCGCAGCCGACGAAGCAGCCGCAGGCAGAGAGACAAAAGGCGCAGACGUAGCCACUCUCGCCCCGGGUCGUCCUCGACGAGGAGCCAUCACCGCAGGAGCAGGAAAAGAUCCAGGAGUGUUGAGGAUGAUGACGAGGGUCACCUCAUCUAUCACAUUGGAGACAUGCUGAGAGCCAGAUAUGAGAUUGUGUGUACACUAGGAGAGGGAGCCUUUGGGAAGGUCGUUGAAUGCAUUGAUCACUCCAAUGAUGGAGCUCGAGUAGCUCUGAAGAUCAUUAAAAACAUAGACCGCUACCGUGAGGCAGCGGUGUCUGAAGUCGAAGUGCUUCAACAGCUGAAGACUCUUGACUGCGAAAAACGAUAUGCGUGUGUGCACAUGCUGGACUGGUUUGACUACCACGGUCACAUUUGCAUUGCUUUCGAGCUGCUCGGCCUCAGCACCUAUGAUUUCCUCAAGGAAAACAACUUCCAGCCUUUUUCUGUAGAUCACAUCAGACACAUGGCGUAUCAGAUCAUCCGUGCCGUGCAGUUUCUGCAUAAGAAUAAGCUGACUCACACAGAUCUGAAGCCAGAGAAUAUCCUGUUCAUAAAUUCAGACUACGACAUGCAUUACAACCGUGAAAUGAAACGAGAUGAAAGAAAAUUAAAGAACCCAGAUAUAAAAAUCGUUGAUUUUGGCAACGCCACAUACGAUCACGAGCACCACACCUCUGUGGUGUCGACUCGCCAUUACCGCGCCCCGGAAGUCAUUUUAGAUUUGGGCUGGGACCAUGCCUGUGACGUCUGGAGCGUCGGCUGCAUCCUCAUUGAGUACUAUCUUGGAACGACGCUUUUCCAGACACACGAUAGCAAAGAGCAUCUUGCUAUGAUGGAGAGAGUCCUUGGCCCAAUCCCCAGAAACCUCCUGGAGAAAACCAAGAAGCGGCGAUACGUUCACCGUUACAAACUGGACUGGGAUGUGCACAGCUCCUCUGGGAGAUACGUCAGGAAGCACUGCAAACCCCUGAAGCAUUACAUGGCGUCCAGAAGCGAAGACCACCUGCAGCUCUUCGACCUGAUCGAGAAGAUGAUGGAGUACGACCCAGCCAAGCGCCUCAGCCUGGAGCAGGCCCUGCGACACCCCUUCUUCUCCUGCUACCACAAGAGGAGCAGCAGCAGCAGCAAGAGGAGCAGCAGCAGCAAGAAAUGCUGAACGCGACAUUAAAGCUGUUCCUUCCCGACUCUCUGAGAGAGAUGCACUUUACUGGCUGAAUCAGUCCACUGCCCCACUUUGCUGUUUCUUAGUCAAAGUGUUGAGUCUCACCCGGCAGGUUUCCCGUCGUGGCAUGUGUUUCUGUAGUGAAUCCCUCGAUGUCAAGUUUGUGUAUUUAUUUUCUCUCAUUCAAACUCAUUGAAAUUGUUUUGUUUUUUGUUUUUUUUGGUGGGUAUUUGUUUCUGGUGAUAGUUGUUGCACCAACUCCUAAUUCUGUUUCAGCAGUAAUUGAGGAUUGUAAAAUAAUGUGUACAUAGUUUUGCUCACAUCUGUAAUUACUGGCUAAGUAAAUUUUGGUAUUCUGUAUUUUCAAUAAACAUGGAGUACAACAUUG